Aspergillus nomiae NRRL 13137 is the source of this 1167-nucleotide messenger RNA. RefSeq lists its product as uncharacterized. The record is from RefSeq and is a predicted model, not a curated record. Gene Ontology annotation, biological process: positive regulation of transcription by RNA polymerase II. Gene Ontology annotation, molecular function: sequence-specific DNA binding. The transcript has 2 exons. The coding region runs from base 1 to 1167 and encodes 388 amino acids. Gene Ontology annotation, cellular component: nucleus. NCBI's taxonomy places the organism in Eukaryota, Fungi, Ascomycota, Eurotiomycetes, Eurotiales, Aspergillaceae.
AUGAGUCCGCCGAGCCCAGACUCGUGCCUCUCGCAGGACCAACCCGGUCAGCCGGGAGAAGGUCAGCUUGACAUCAUUGAACAGGAACUUGGGCGGCGUUUGUUCUAUGCUGUCUUAGUCGGUUACCGAACGCUGCAGCAGAUGGGGUCAACGGACUCUACUUUUCAUAUACCCCCAGAAACCCCGACCGAGCGGUAUCCCCCCUUACCCCUCGAAAUAGAUGAUGAGUUUAUUUUUCCGACUCAUGUUGAACCUCAACCGGCAGACAGAGUUUCUCGCCUGGUGGGGUUCAACCUUAAUGUCCGCGUAUAUAAUUCAUACAACCAAGUCUCGGCUUGGGAAGUGGCAUUUGGGAGUGGCCAACCUUUUGACUGGGAACGGCAAAGGACUGCUGUCUGGGAAAGUCUACAGAAGGCCAAAUCCGCCGUCGCUGACGUACCAAGAGAGCUUUCACUACAAGGUUCGGUAUCGGGUCAGGGCCCUGGACCGAGCCCGACAGAGGAUGAAAGGCGACACAUCCAAUACGAGAUUCAGAAGGCAAACAUUUACGCAAGCCAGCUAGGGACUCGGUCUUAUCUGGUUGAGAAGUACUGGGCACUGUAUGCCGCUUGGAAGGCAUACCAAAAACGGGCUGAACAAGCGACGAAUAUCAGUUCAUCGCCGGUCAAGCUCGAGGAAGACCAGUCCAGCGCGCUUGAGGCUGAUGGGGACGCCCAAUCGGAUCAUAUUGGAGCUACGAUGGCGGAAGAACGUCGAAUUGUGAUUCGUGAUAUGUUGGUGUUGAUACGAUCUAUCAACGAAGUCAACAUGGAGCCCAACGGGCUUAGCUUUACUGCCAAGGUCCGCCAGGUCGCCUCUACACUUCUUAAUCUUCCCCACCCUAAUAUGGAACCGGCCGAUUCCACCGCUUUGACAGCGGGGCCACACCCGCUGACCGUGGCUGAGGCGGAGUCUUAUCUCCAUGCCUUCAUUGAUACCCUCAUGCGUCUGGAGGGAAUGGCAGUUCCGAGCCCGUCAAUAGCCACCGCCAGCCCACAGGCGAACGGCCGCUCAAUGAGCUAUCUCAGUGAUAUAGAACGCGACGAAGAGGAACUCCGCAAGUGGGCCAGUGUCAAGGAGUAUCAAGCAAGGUUUGCAGCCGCAGGAGGAUGGCUUUCAGAACUAUGA